Messenger RNA from Lottia gigantea (owl limpet), 3252 nucleotides. RefSeq lists its product as hypothetical. Lineage: Eukaryota; Metazoa; Mollusca; Gastropoda; Lottiidae. Bases 1 to 3252 code for a protein of 1083 amino acids. The transcript is spliced from 22 exons. The record is from RefSeq and is a predicted model, not a curated record.
AUGGCUCACAGUUCACAUGGAUUAAAAUUUUUCUUUUUUGUAAAUAUUUUGACAUGUUUUGCCCAACCCAGACAAAAUGACCCUUGUUUAUGGUAUAACAAUCUCAGUGAUCCAUUAAGAAGUACAAUCCACCAACCCAAACAAUUAGAUACCCUACUCUGUGAUAGAUAUCUCUUACCGGGGUGGUAUAGGUUCGUUGACGGGUUGAUGCCAACAUCGUGUGUUGAGCAAUUCCGUUGUGGUACUCAAGCUCCAAUAUGGAUGAAUGGUACUAUUCCCAGUCCACAAGACGGUAUAGUAGCACGUAUGGCAUGUGUCAAUGCUCGGAAUGCUUUCAUGUUCGUUGGUACGUGUUGUUCUAUCCAGAUACCGAUUGAAGUCAGGAAUUGUGGUGAAUUUGUGAUAUACAACCUAAGAAACACUCCUGGAUGUCCCAUGGCAUAUUGUGUUGAAGCACCACCGAUACUCAAGGCAACACCAAAACUAAUUGGACCAGAGAUAGUUGGUAGCCAGUUCAGGUUCGCUUGUCAUGUCACACUACCAGAAGAAAAUGAUAACAUAGGCUACGAUAUUGCUUGGUCAUUUGAUAAUCAACCUCUAGAAGGUUUUCUACCACAGCCCAUGACUGGAACUGUACAUGUUUCAUAUCUUGAUGAAAUCUACUGGAAAGGGAACAUUGGUAAAACGUUGCGCUGUCAUGUAAGAACAUAUUAUCUCUCAGUGCCUAAUGUAAAAAGUCACUUUUAUGAAAGCAAUGGAUAUUGGGGUGGAAUUUCUGUAUCACCAGGUUAUGUAGCUGUUAGUGAGAGAGGUGAUGAACAGCAACUAAAUAUAACAUGUACCUUACCAAUAAUAUGUUUAAAUACAUCCAACUGUGCUAUACAUCUUACUGUUGAUGUUCAUGGUGAAGCUUGGGAUGAUAUAGCAACAGCUACCGAUUGUAGACUACAAUUAAAGGCAUUAAACUGGAACCCUACUGAAAAAUAUGUGAUAACCACAACUAGCAUUAUGGCAACCAAUGACUUCAUUGAUGAUGGUGAUCAGAAAGUUUCUGUCAAUUUCCACCCAGAUUUCUCUUUCGCUCCAGAGAUUUGGCAAGGCUAUAGUUUUCAGGGAGCAGAGGUGGUUACAUUAGAUGGCGAAACUACUAGAUGUUAUGCUUUUUCAGAUCCCCAUAUUAGAGGUCUACAGAGAGAAGGAGUGUAUCAUCUGUAUGAAGAAGGAGAUUUUGUGUUGGUGAAGAAUACCAGACGACCAUUCGAGAUCCAUGUGCGAUCCUGGGCGUGUGUUGGACGUGGCUGUAUUUGUGCUGUAGCUAUACGAAAUGGUAAUGAUGUUAUAUCAGUAGACAUCUGUCAGAACACUGGAACUCUACCGGCUGUAGUUAAAGUAUUGUCAGGAACUACAAUAUCUACCGGUACCACAAUCCAUAAAUCACGAGAUGGACAAACCUUCAUGAUUAGUUUUGAAUCUGGAAAUUGGGUUCGAGUCAAGGAUUUCCGAUCAUAUUUAAAUGUAGAAGUACAAGCCACAUCGAAAGAUUACGGCUACCUCGAAGGAAUAUGUGGAACGUUUGACAAUAACCAAGCCAAUGCGUUUGUUUCACCAAAUGGACAGUUAUAUCCUGAUUCAGAUCACCCUGUUGAAUUUAUGAGAUCUUGGAGGAUCGCAUCAGAAGAAAGUUUAUUUACUGGUAAAUUUAACCGAGUAUCAACAUCUGUAUCAUUAUUACCAAUUAUAUCACCUGUACAGUGUUUCUGUAAACCUUCACAUGGUAUAACUCAAUGUGGUACAACACAGAUUGUACAGGAUCCUAACAGACUGACAAUAAAGAACUAUGUAGAUAUUACAGUAAAGAUUGUGGGUAAGAUCCAGAGUCAUGACGAACCUACAUCUCCAGAUAGACAGAUAGUUAUACCUGAAUUUAAAAGACCAACAAAAACUAUUGUAAAUGAAAGCGAUGCAAGACAGUUAUGUUCUCAAAGUAUUGUUAAUAUUUCACUUGGUAUAGAGUGCUCUACGGCGGUAUCUCUUCAUAUAUCGGGUUUUAUGUCAUCAUGUGUCCAAGAUACAUUGUUGGCAGGAAAUGAUUACUUUGUUCACGGGAUGGUAGCCGCCUUUGAAGCAAACUGUCAAGAGGCGGUGAUGAAGAAUGUUACUAAUUAUAAGCAAGGUGAUGAUGGCAGACGUUUACCACCACCGGAAGUGACGACUCUGAUGUGUCCUAAUCAGUGUAGUUUGAGAGGAAGAUGUGGUGAUGGUAUAUGUAGGUGUAAUCCAGGAUACACGGGAAUAGAUUGCUCAGUACGGAUGAAUUCUCCUCCACAGAUUAUCAUUAUGAGAGGAGACGGAGUUUGCGAUCCAAUGGUAUCAUCGUGUGAAUAUCCACAUCUUAUAGUUGGUAAUUUUAUAGAAACACCCAAUCUAGCUUGUCAGAUCACCAUUAUGAAGAUGGUAAACGGUCGACCACAACCUGGUAUUAGUAGUCAAAUAGAAGCUGAUUAUCAUAGUAAUAGAGAAGUUAUGUGUAUUAUACCUACCAAUUUACUUCUUCAAGGACAAGCUAUAACCAGAUAUUUAUUAUGUGUAACUAUCGAUGGUGUUAGAUAUAGUAAUAAAGUAAUGUACACAGUUUAUGAUUCUAAUUGUUUACAAUGUAGAUCGUGUGGAAACUGUAGCCAAAGGACUGAAACUUGUUUGAUUGGUGAUAAAUGUUGGAAAACAGGGGAUAUUAAUCCCAAUAAUCCUUCCGAGCAUUGUAAUCCACUAACAAACAGUUUGGGUUGGAGUAGCAAAGUUCAAACAACUAUUCCUGUUCCACAACCACCACCACAGAGAAUCCAACAGCCAGGUUUAGAUUGUAAAUGUGCACAAAAGAGAUUAUAUGAAAGAUGGGAUAUUUGGACGAGUAAUCGUACAGGUUGUCCAUGUGAUUCCAGUGAUGCACUGGGACAAUGUGCAUGUUGUGAGGUAGGGGGCUGUCGUUGUCUACAACCAAACACACAACAGUGUACUCAAUGUGGCCAUGAAUCAACUGAUUGUUCAAGGAGGAAAGUGUCACCAGAAUUUGGAAUAGAUGCUUGGACUCGAAAAAAGACUGGAUGUUCAUGCCCAUUUAAUCCAACAGACUUUGAUUGUGCUUGCUGCCAAAACAAAGCUUGUCAUUGUGGACCUUCCCAUAAGAACCAAUGUGCUCCUUGCUCCUAUCCAGAGUUGUGUGGAACCAAACCGGAUGUUUUCGGCGCCCUGUAG